Messenger RNA from Triplophysa rosa, 1755 nucleotides. Its product is annotated as deleted in malignant brain tumors 1 protein-like. The transcript has 11 exons. The coding region runs from base 1 to 1524 and encodes 507 amino acids. Lineage: Eukaryota; Metazoa; Chordata; Actinopteri; Cypriniformes; Nemacheilidae. The record is from RefSeq and is a predicted model, not a curated record. Gene Ontology annotation, cellular component: cell surface.
AUGGAUGUAUUUUACUGCUGGGAUAGCUGUGGCAUUGACUUUGGCGUCUGCUCGUGCGACAGCUCCUGUCAGUACCAUGGCAACUGUUGCCCUGACUUUGAAUGGUAUUGCCCAGUGUCUACAACAUCAACGCCAGCCAUGGUAACAGAAACUUCCGAUGUGCAUUAUUCCUGCUGGUAUAACUGUGGCAUUGACUUUGGCUACUGCUCGUGCGACAGCUCCUGUCAGUACCAUGGCAACUGUUGCCCUGACUUUGAAUGGUAUUGCCCAGGGCCCACAACAUCAGGGCCAUUCGUGACAACAGAGAAUCACCCUGAGUGUGGAGGACACCUGUAUGGUUCUGGGAUGUUUUCCAGUCCCAACUACCCAAGCUAUUACUAUGACAACGCCUACUGUGUGUGGUAUCUCUCUGCUCAGUCAGGACAGAGGAUCUUCCUGUCAUUUUCUGAUGUACAUUUGGAGCGCUGCUGUAGCUGUGACUACAUCUCUGUGUACGACGGCCCCUCCACUGGUUAUCAACAGCUGGGACGGGUCUGCUACAGCAAUACCACUAACCAGGUGUUUCACUCUUCUUCUCGAUUCUUGACUGUUCUCUUCAGGAGUGAUUAUUCUGGUGUCAGUCAUGGUUUUAAAGCCCUAUUUACAAGCUCUCUGACGGCAGAUCAAGGCCGUGUGGACUGUUCUUCAGACAACAUGGUUAUUGUCAUUCAAACAUCAUAUCUGAACUCGCUUGGCUUCAAUGGAAAUGACCUUUAUGUGGAUGACCAUCGGUGCAGACCCAACAUUAGCAGUAGUGAGGUUGUUUUCCGCUUCUCUCUUGACACAUGUGGGACUGGCAGAGAGAUGAUGAAUGGUUACGUGACUUACACCAACAACGUGCGGGCGUCUCAGUCUCAGUCGGGCGAGAUCACCCGUCAGUCACAGUUUCUGUUACGUGUGGGCUGCAGAAUGGAGCCGGACACGAUUGUGCAGAUUUUGUACAAGACCAGAGAGAAUGUCAAUGCCAACAUCACAGGAACGGGUCGCUUCAAUGCCAGCAUCGCCUUCUACACCUCCAGCAGUUUCCACCAACAAAUUUAUGACUCUCCAUAUGAGGUGAACCUCAAUCAGGACAUGUAUGCUCAGGUUGAGUUAAACAGACCUGAUAGCAGCCUGGAUCUCUUUUUGGACACCUGUGUAGCAUCUCCAGAUCCAAAUGACUUCAAAACUCUUUCCUAUGACCUGCUGCGUAAUGGAUGUGCUAGAGACAGCACAUAUGUUUCCUACAUCAAUGGUCAGCAGUACUACGCUCGGUUCCGCUUUCAGGCUUUCAAGUUCCUUCGGACUCACGCCUUUGUGUACCUGCAGUGUAAGGUGAUCAUCUGCCCAGAUAGCGAUUACAACUCUCGCUGUCGCCAGGGAUGCCGCUUACGCCGCAAGAGGUCGCUGGAAUCCAACUAUCACACCAACACUGUGAUACUGGGGCCAAUCAAACUCAGAGGAAGAGGGCCUGGUGUGAAGCGGUCUGAGAAAGGAAUAAAGUGAUCAUCUUCAGAGAUCCUUCCUGAAAUCCCUGAUUAUAACAUAAUUCUGUCCUUAUUAACCCCUCAAAUGAAUCUCAGUCAAAUUACAAAUCAAUAAAGCAUUUCUGAACAGCUAUGCUUGUCAUUAGUGUGUCAUUGGUGUGUUUCAUUUCAUCAAACCAUUUUUAAGACUGGGAAAUCUAACAACAUUCUACAUUUUCUCAGAUUAUAAAGCAUUUUUAAGGAUGCACAA